AGAGAGAGAGAGAGAGAGAACUUGCUUAGGCGUCAAGCGGUGGCAACCGACCAUUUUACAGGAGGAGGAGACACAUUAGCUGACACUAUCAAGGCAACGGUGCCCUACGUGUGUUACCCAAAACUUGAUUUGCGUCGCAGGGGGUGGAGGAGAGCUGGCGACGCGGCGACAUUGCGCGUUCUUCUUUUACUUCGCAGAAGAGCUUCUGUGGCGUGAAACAACAAAGCCACGUGUGAAGGCAAACGCAACACACUUUUACUCUCCAUAUUUGUUUUUUCCCGGGAGAUAUUGUUGUUCAGUUAUUUCUUUUGGCGGGAAAAAAAAAGCACUUUCAGUUAGUUAACUCGUGAGCUAUUUCUCCUUUGAAUAGUGUAAUAAUCGAAUUCGAAAGUUUUGAAAUCCAUUGAGAUCGUUGGCUGCAACAGUUAAUUCUGAAUUCUGGGAACUACUACCUCGAUUUAUCCUUAUUCGGUGCGGUUAGUUUUAUGAUCAAGAACUCAAUAUCAAUGUCUUUUGCCGCUGAGUUAAAAUUCUGAAUUUUGGGAACUACUCGACUUAUCAUCAUUCGGUGGGGUUGGUUUUAUGUUUCUUAGAAUUCAAUAUCUUAAUAUCAAGAAUUCAUGAAAGCCCAUUUGUUUAAUUUUACGUAUUGUCUUGGCGUGCUUUUACAUGACCCACCACAGUGUCCAAAGUCUACAAGUGUGAGCCAAUAAGGACUGGAUAACGAUUAUCUGUUCCUGAUCGUGUCACCUGUCACGAUGAAGAUGCUAAUUGCCGCAGUCCCAUACUUCCUUACUAAUCUAUUUAUGCGCGAGGUGUUACUCGAAUUCAGAAGAGUGAUAUGUUCGUGAGUUCUGCAGAUUCUGGAAUUCUGGCGUUCGUUUUUGAAACACUUUAACGGGGAUAAGAUGGAGCAGAACCAGGGUCGAUAGCCAAUGCUGUGGAUUCUGCAAAAGAAGACUAUGUGGAAACCUUCUUUCCUGUGAAUUCACUGAACAACUUAUGUAUCCUUGAAGAUAGAAUACCACCAUGCAGAGAUUAGACAGAUCUGUUAUCUCCCUUCCAUGUCAUGUAUGAUCCUUUCUGUUUGUAUUCUGCUUAUUAAUGCACACAAAAAUUCUGGAAUAUUGGUUUUUUUACUUUGGUCCAUGACCUUGACAUUGGACCUUGAAUCUACAUCAUGAUACUUUGAUAUGAAUGAUAUGUGCUCCUUCCGUGGUUGUGUACUCCAAGCCUCUUCACAGGUUUACUGUGAUGCUGUGAGGCCCACUAGUUUUCAUUCUGAAAAUCUUUCCUUUUGCUCAUCAAUGGAGGAUUUAGUUGCUUGUCUUUGGACCUUGGCUUCAGAUAUAAGCCACCGAUUCAUUCACUUUAUAGAGUAUCUCGUGUUCAGAGAUGGGUAUGGAUGCUCACUUGAUGCAACAAUCUCAUCUUCUGGGCGGUAUUCAAGAUCUUCAGGGAGCGGCAUUUUAGAAUCAAUUUUCCAUGAUUGUCCAAGACCUUCUGAGCCUUCUGAGACUGGUACAAGCGUCCGAAAUUAUGAAAGAAGGGUGUCAGACUUAGAAGAACACUUGCCUGUAAAUUGUGUUGAAGUUGUAGAAACCAACCACAGCUUUUGGACUGUCCCUUCUUUUUUCCAAGGGUUUAUGCAUUCAUUAUUUGAUCUCAGACUAGCCUGGAGAUUGGCCUUGACUUGUUGGAGAAGUCCCUUCCUUCAUAUUAGACAUGUUCAAAUUCGAGUCCAUAGUUUAAUAUCUCGACUGCAGAGGACGCUACAUGGAUCUUCCAGUGAUAUUGGAUGGCUGCAAAGGGUUCCCGGAGUACCACUUGUUAAGGAUGGUACAACCAGAUUCAUGGAACUGCUUGAAGGCAUAAGAAAUGGCGAGCACACUCUACCUAACUCAUUUGUAUAUUUGCUUAUUCCAGGUCUGUUUAGCAACCAUAGUCCCUUGUAUUUUGUGAGCACAAAAAGGUUUUUCUCGAAGAUGGGUCUUGCUUGUCAUAUUGCAAAGAUUCAUAGUGAGGCAUCAGUUGAGCACAAUGCCUGGGAACUGAAGCAAUACAUCGAAGAACUUUAUUGGGGGUCUGGGAAGCGCAUUUUACUGCUUGGGCACAGUAAGGGUGGGGUAGAUGCUGCUGCUGCUUUGUCAAUUUAUUGGUCUGCCUUGGAGGACAAAGUUGCUGGUUUGGCACUGGUACAAUGUCCAUAUGGAGGCACCCCAAUUGCUUCUGAUAUUCUUCGAGAAGGACAGAUUGCUGACAAGGAAGUGAGGAGGACCAUGGAGCUCUUGCUCUGCAAGCUGAUCAAGGGUGAUAUUCGGGCAUUAGAGGAUAUCACAUAUGAGAAGCGGAAAGACUUCAUCAUGAAGUACAAGCUACCAGAAAAUGUCCCCCUUGUCUCCUUCCACUCCGAAGCAAGUGUGGCCCCAGGAGUCAUUGCCAUGAUGUAUCAAAUAGGGCAUGCGGAGCUUCCACGGUUUCCCUUUACAAGCUUUGGUGGUGGUGAGUCUAAUUUUGUCCAAGUGAGCCGCAAGGUGCCUGUGGUAAUCCCUCUUGCUGCUGCCAUGGCUGUGUGCGCUCUGCACUUACGACUUCGAUACGGAGAGAGGAGUGAUGGAUUAGUGACCCGCUGUGAUGCUGAAGUUCCAGGAUCUGUUGUUGUCCGACCAGACAGGAAGCUCAACCAUGCCUGGAUGGUUUACUCUUCACAGAAGAAAGAUCCUUGUGAGCCUGAUGCUCGAGAAAUAUGUGAGGCUUUAUUGACUUUGCUUGUGGAGAUUGGAAAGAUGAAGAAAAAUCUUAAGAGGACAAUACCAUUUAGGUUGGCAGCAUAAUCAUGACAGAGAUACUGUAUGGCUGCUCAAAAUGAACGGGAACUAUUCCAUUCUCAAGAUUAGUGUUGGUUUGUGUGCGGACAUGACAUUUGGGAGAAGCAAUUGGCUGAAAUAUGAACAGUUUGAAUUAUGCAGACGCUUAGCAAGACACAGCAGUAGCUUGUCUAGUCAACAAUCAGAGUCAAACAAUCAAAGCAUGUUUCUUCAUGCUCAAGAAGCUUCUAAUUCUGAUACACCAAAACUGUGUUCCAUUGAUAUUGGUGUAAAUUCAUGUUUUGUAUUUGGCUGUCUAGAAUUCACCUGCAGCUGUGGCAAUGAGGAUUUCAAUCUGUUUGAAUUCUUAAUGCAAGGGAUUUUUCUCUACGUCUGGAUAAAUACCUGGAUUUGUUUGUUAAUUGA
Messenger RNA from Macadamia integrifolia, 3233 nucleotides. RefSeq lists its product as uncharacterized. The transcript is spliced from 11 exons. The record is from RefSeq and is a predicted model, not a curated record. NCBI's taxonomy places the organism in Eukaryota, Viridiplantae, Streptophyta, Magnoliopsida, Proteales, Proteaceae. The coding region runs from base 1194 to 2834 and encodes 546 amino acids.